AUGGUGAACACAACAACCUCAGGUGCAGUUUCAACCUUUACAAAUUCGGAAGAUGAUCGUUUGGCUAUGAGAAGCAAAUCCAGAAUCUCUCAUACACAGAGAGAAGUGGCUUGGAAUGAACAUGCAGGAGGAAAUUUAUCAAAUACAACGACAUCUUCCGUGCAACCUGAAUCACCCAUAUCGGAAUCUUAUACAAGUGUAUUAUUUUCAUCAUCAAAAUUAAUGAAUGAAGAUCAACAACAACAAAAUUUACCUCCGUUAAGUCGUAUUUUGGAUCGCUUAUGGAAUUCUUCGGUGGUUUUUAAGGUUGGAUUUUUAUUGGCUGUUGUGAUUGUACAAAUCGUUUUUUAUCAAUUGUAUAUCAAAAAUACCUUAUCGAACCCAUCGAUCGAAUACAAAAGAAAGAGCUUUUAUAGACAUCUUACAAAGGAUACACUAACUCAAGAAAUGUUGUUAAAUAGUCCCAGCCGCUACUUUGUUUUUGGAAAUGCAGAAAAACGCCACAAAGAUUAUGACAUUGCAAAAUGUGUGAUUGAAUCCUUAAUGAAACAAUUUAAACUGACGACACUUGAAGCCAAAUAUUUUACAAGUUAUAACGAUUUUUCAAAUGGAGUUCGUGAAUUGAAAGACAAAUUUGGCUCCAAUUCAUUAAUGCGAUCCUUGUGGAAUGAAAAACAUGUUUCACCAUAUAUUGUCGUAGAAAAUAACUCUAAUUAUAUUGAAAUUGGGUCCAUGGACAAAGUGUGCAAAACUUUAUAA
Molecule: messenger RNA, 759 nt
Organism: Naegleria lovaniensis
Lineage: Eukaryota; Heterolobosea; Eutetramitea; Acrasida; Naegleriidae
Exons: 2
Coding region: 1-759 (252 amino acids)
Source: RefSeq, a predicted model, not a curated record